Annulohypoxylon maeteangense is the source of this 1059-nucleotide messenger RNA. RefSeq lists its product as uncharacterized. The coding region runs from base 1 to 1059 and encodes 352 amino acids. The transcript is spliced from 3 exons. NCBI's taxonomy places the organism in Eukaryota, Fungi, Ascomycota, Sordariomycetes, Xylariales, Hypoxylaceae. The record is from RefSeq and is a predicted model, not a curated record.
AUGUCUUUAAUUCAUCUCCUUUCUGUCAUUCUGUUAUAUCCUACAUAUAUAACUGCUGCUGGAGACUUUGUUGCAUACGGUGAUUUCAACUGCCAAGAUCAAAAACUUGAUAUUUGGAGCGAUGGGGUGCCAGUUCCAGACAGUACACUUCGGACGGACUACUCGAUCAAAGAUUGGGAUAGUCAUGCGGGAGGUCACUACUACGAGAAUCUAACAUUUUCCGAGGCGGCAAAAACAAACCACACUUUAGACCAACAGCCAAUCCAGGUCGUGUGGUGGAAACUACAGGAAGCAGAUCCGACUUGCCAGUAUAUUAUAAUGAAAGAUUCCCCACGAGGAUGGCAAGUUCUCAACAAGUUACCCGGGGACGAGAUCAUAAGAGCGGAUAGGGAAGGUUGCUAUUAUUCAGCUCUUAGACCGGGAGAUAGCUUGAUUACUAGCUUUUGCUGUGGCCACGACGAUUGUGCCAUCGCAGAAAUCGAGAAGAAACCUGCCGCCAACCCCCAAAAUACUGCGACUGGUGAGGCUCCAAAGUGCUCACUUAUAAAUUCGUAUUCUUCUACGCCUACCGUUGAAGAUGGCCCUCAAAUUGGCGUUACAAGAGCACAAGGUUGCGAAGCUCCGCCUGCAUGCACACAUUCAGUAUCCGAGAGUCAAUCAUUUAGCACGGCAGUGUCGUAUUUUAGAUCAUACACCUGGACUACCCAAACAGGGGUCGAAGUGGGCUUCACAUCCGGUGUCGAUUUUCUCGCAGACGCCAAGUCGAACGUGGAUAUUACUACAAGCAUUGCGCAGAGCUUUAUGGACGAGACGGGGACUGCUUUAACGGUAGGCAAUAUCACAACGUCGUCAGAAGGGUCAAGGCAGGUGCCGGGAACAUUCGCAUUUUACUCCUUCACACCACAGUAUAACUGCUGGAAAGGUGAUGUGAGUUGUGGUAAAGAUCAGGAUGGGGAAGAAAAGAUACUUAAGGGAAUCAAUUUCUGCCAGCCUAUGAUGUCAACUUCUGGAGAUGCUGCAGGAACAUUUAGGAUGGUGUAUAUUUCGGACGGCAGAUAG